This is a messenger RNA of Westerdykella ornata, 354 nucleotides long. RefSeq names its product E3 ubiquitin-protein ligase RBX1. The record is from RefSeq and is a predicted model, not a curated record. Gene Ontology annotation, cellular component: cullin-RING ubiquitin ligase complex; nucleus. Gene Ontology annotation, molecular function: cullin family protein binding; zinc ion binding; ubiquitin protein ligase activity. Gene Ontology annotation, biological process: protein ubiquitination; ubiquitin-dependent protein catabolic process. The transcript has 4 exons. The coding region runs from base 1 to 354 and encodes 117 amino acids. Lineage: Eukaryota; Fungi; Ascomycota; Dothideomycetes; Pleosporales; Sporormiaceae.
AUGGCCGACAUAAACAUGACGGACGCACCGGCUCCCAAGGCAAAGGCAGCCAAGGUUGGAGGCAGUGGCGACACAGGGGAUAAGAAGCGGUUCGAAGUCAAGAAGUGGAAUGCGGUAGCACUCUGGGCCUGGGAUAUUGUAGUUGACAACUGUGCCAUCUGUCGCAACCACAUCAUGGAUCUCUGCAUAGAGUGCCAGGCAAACCAGGCCUCUGCAACCAGCGAGGAGUGCACAGUGGCAUGGGGUAUCUGCAAUCAUGCAUUCCACUUCCACUGCAUAUCCCGAUGGCUGAAGACGCGCCAAGUCUGCCCUCUCGACAACCGCGACUGGGAGUUCCAGAAAUAUGGACGAUAA